AUGAAAUACUAUGCUAAUGCAACGAUUGGAAUUGUCGUUGCUGGGAAUCUUACUGCAGGCAAUUCUUCAACUCAGUUGAAUUCACCAAAAGGCGUUGCGGUCGAUCAGUACGGCUCUGUAAUUGUUGCAGACAGUUCAAACUAUCGAAUUCAACAAUUUGUUUCUGGUUCUAUGAUUGGGAUUACAUUGGCGAGUAAUAGUUCAGUAAAUCUUCUUGGUCAAGUUCGAGAUUUGCAUAUCGAUGUUAAUAACAACAUAUACAUUACUGAUUCAGAUCAUAGUCAAGUAGUGAAGUAUUAUCCAUACAAUAGCAUUGGCGUAGUUCUUGCACCGACUAACGGAACAGGCUCAGGAGCCAACCAGUUAUCAGCUCCAUAUGGCAAUUUUAUAGAUGGUAAUGGAGCAUUGUACAUAGCCGAUGCUGGAAAUCAUCGUGUGCAAAUGUGGCCCGCUGGUGCAACAACUGGAAUUACCGUAGCCGGUAUUACUGGUUCACCUGGUUCCAAUUCAUCGCAAUUGAGAAAUCCAUAUUCUAUUAUUGUCGACAAUAAUGGCACCGGCAAUGUUCAUCAUGUACCAGUUCACUUAUUUCUAGACUGA
This is a messenger RNA of Rotaria sp. Silwood1, 600 nucleotides long. NCBI's taxonomy places the organism in Eukaryota, Metazoa, Rotifera, Eurotatoria, Philodinida, Philodinidae. The record is from the annotation of a GenBank genome assembly.